CACUCCUUGUCGCUCAUGUUACGCCUGCCCUUUUUCACAGGGAUGCUUGAAGACGGAAAGAAAUUUGAUUCCUCCCGGGACAGAAACAAGCCCUUUAAGUUUAUGCUAGGCAAGCAGGAGGUGAUCCGAGGCUGGGAAGAAGGGGUUGCCCAGAUGAGCGUGGGCCAGCGGGCCAGGCUGACCGUCUCCCCAGACUACGCCUACGGCGCCACCGGGCACCCGGGCAUCAUCCCGCCAAACGCCACUCUCGUCUUCGACGUGGAGCUCCUGAAGCUGGAAUGACAGGGGCGGCCUCCUCCCCGAGCCCCCUGUUCUCAGAUGUGCCGUGGAGGGAAGUGGCGCCUCCAGACGCACACACGCGAAUCGUAUGGAGCUUUUCCUGAUGUUCCACUCCACACUCUUUGUAUAAACAUCGACCCCGACUGAAUGUGUUGUCACCCGGCUUCGCUCCUUCCCUUUCUCCUCGAAUGCGUGUUGACCUAAACGAUAUGCCAUAAACCUCAAGUUACUCAUUUUAUUUUGUUUUCGUUUUGGGGUGAAGGUUCGGUUUCAGUCUUUUGGAUCUAGGUUUUCACUUAAGUAUUAGUCAAGUAUUAACAGCACAAAUAAUGGGUUAAUUUUAGAAUAGGAAUUGGUGGGGGGGGGUUGCAAGAAUCUUUAUUUUAUUUUAUUUUUUUUUGGAUGAAAUUUUUAUCUAUUAUAUAUGAAACAUUCUUGCUGCUACGCUGCAAAGCCAUAGCAGAUUUGAGGCGCUGUCGAGGCCCAAAUUCUCUCCAAGUUGAGAGAUGUCCUUGGGUUGAAUUAAAAGCCCUACCCAAAACUGAAAUGGGGAGGGGGAGAGCCUUUGCCUCCCUGCCCCGCCCCGCCCCCCCCUUACACCCUCUGCCUUUUGGGAGCAGAUGGUUCUCACCGCGAUGUUGGACACUACACGUAUCCGUCCCCAGGCCAGCAGGGACCUCUGACGCCUUCUUCGUGGUCUGGCUGGUUUUUUUUUUUCUGUUUUGUUUUGUUUUUAUUUCCUCUCCCAUCCUGUGGUUUUUCUAACGGAUAUUCAGGACUUUUGUAAUCUCCUAGCUCUCCAAGCUCCACUUCCCAAAUUUCGAGAACUUUAAUCGAAAGUUUAAAUUGAAGGUGCUGUUUGUAAGACACUUAACACCCAACGAAAGCCCAGCCAUCACGACAGACCCCUGAGUGUUGUCUUGAGAAAAACGAUGCUGGUCAUCACAGCUGCAGCAUCUCCUGGUUUUUGAUGUUCGGCUCCCCGCUGCUGAUCUCAGAGUUUCCUGGCUUCUCCUCCCUCCCCCCCCCUACCCCUUUGCUGUCCUGUGUAGUGAUUUGAUGAGAGAAAUCAUUGCUGACUACCCCCCAUCCCCACCUCCCUGCACUAUGUAUGAGUUUCAAGUUUUAUUAUUGCAAUAAAAGUGCUUUAUGCUGGCUUUUCUCA
This is a messenger RNA of Suricata suricatta (meerkat), 1444 nucleotides long. It is a transcript of the gene FKBP1A, whose product is annotated as FKBP prolyl isomerase 1A. The transcript has 3 exons. The coding region runs from base 16 to 282 and encodes 88 amino acids. The record is from RefSeq and is a predicted model, not a curated record. Gene Ontology annotation, molecular function: peptidyl-prolyl cis-trans isomerase activity. NCBI's taxonomy places the organism in Eukaryota, Metazoa, Chordata, Mammalia, Carnivora, Herpestidae.